Nerophis lumbriciformis (worm pipefish) is the source of this 2697-nucleotide messenger RNA. NCBI's taxonomy places the organism in Eukaryota, Metazoa, Chordata, Actinopteri, Syngnathiformes, Syngnathidae. The record is from RefSeq and is a predicted model, not a curated record.
AUGGCUGACAAGAGAAAACUUCAAGGUGAGAUCGACCGAUGUUUGAAAAAAGUAGCUGAAGGUGUAGAACAGUUUGAAGACAUUUGGCAAAAGCUUCACAAUGCAGCCAAUGCAAACCAGAAGGAAAAAUAUGAAGCUGACCUUAAGAAAGAGAUUAAAAAACUACAGCGACUGAGAGAUCAGAUAAAAACAUGGGUGGCGUCCAACGAGAUCAAAGACAAACGGCAGCUAGUCGAGAACCGCAAACUCAUAGAGACGCAAAUGGAGCGGUUCAAAGUGGUGGAGCGGGAAACAAAAACGAAAGCCUACUCCAAAGAAGGUUUGGGCCUCGCACAGAAAGUAGAUCCAGCUCAGAGGGAAAAGGAGGAAACGGGACAGUGGCUAACAAAUACGAUAGACACGCUAAAUAUGCAGGUCGAUCAGUUCGAAAGCGAAGUGGAGUCUCUUUCAGUCCAAACGAGAAAGAAAAAAGGCGAUAAAGAGAAACAAGAUCGAAUCGAGGAGCUCAAGCGCUUGAUCGAGAGGCACCGGUAUCACAUUCGCAUGUUGGAGACCAUCUUACGAAUGUUGGAUAACGACUCGGUGCCAGUGGACGCCAUUCAGAAGAUCAAAGAUGACGUGGACUACUACAUUGAUUCUUCGCAAGACCCCGAUUUUGAGGAAAACGAGUUUCUCUAUGACGACUUAGACUUGGAAGAUAUCCCUGCAGCAUUAGUGGCCACGUCUCCGUCGGGUCAAGGCAACAUGGAAGACGAGAUGUACCUCCACUCGAGCAGCACUCCCACUUCCACCACCUCGUCGUCACCCAUCCCUCCGUCGCCGGCCACUUGCGCUGCUGAGAACUCAGAGGACGAUAAGAAAAGGGGACGGUCAACAGACAGUGAAGUUAGUCAGUCACCGGUCAAGAACGGCACACCCUCCCUGCUGUCCUCCUUCUCUUCCACCUCCACGUCCGGCUCGUCCUCAUCGUCGUCCCUUGUCUCCAUGGCGAGCGUGGUCGGGGGCGUCCCGGUGGUUCCCACCAGCAGCGGCCUAAUAGGAAGCUUCAGCAGCGCCGUGCAACAGCAUCAGCAUUUGCCGACGCAUCAGCAACAACAACAAGCUCAGCCGCAGAACCAAUCACAGCAGCAACAUCCUCCCUUGUCCAAAGCUUCGGCGCCCUCAAACAGCACCCCGAGUCCGCCCGGCAACCCGCUGCUCCCGACGUCUGCUGCGCCGUCGCAGCCCGCGCCAAGUGCGCCUAUUUCAUCAGCCGCCGGUUCUUUGUCUCAAUCUUCAUCCGGGUCCACCCCCGGUUUGGGACUCGGACUUGGAUUGGGUUUAGGCAAAGGCAGCAUCACGGGGACCAGCAGUGCCAAUCAAAUGUCGGCGUUAGGUUUAGGGGUCCACUCCACACCUAUGAAUACCAUGGCGGGGCUCAUUUCAGGGUCCACGCCAGCCCCUUACGCGCAAGCGGCGGCAGGCGGGUUGGGUCUAAGCGGCACCAGCAGCACAGCUUCCAGCAUUUCGGCGGACAGCGGCACUUCUAUCAUCACCACCUCCAGCGGCGUCACCACCAACGGUGCGGCCACGGCGCUCGGCCUUCUCGGAUCCGGACACGGCUCGCUGAGCGGCGGAAUUUUGGGCUUGGUGUCCGGGCAGAACGCGUCGCCAGCCGCCUCCCAGGUGCCGCCCAGUUCUGUCGGCGCCUCUCCGGGAGUGGUCGGCAUGAUGGGGGGCAACGGCGGGAGCGUCGGAAUGGUCGGCAACGUGCCCGCGCGACCGCCUAGUGGACUGAAGCAGAAUGGAAGCACAAGUUACAGUGCAGUAGUGGCGGAAAGUUCCACAGAAUCGGCUCUCAGCACACCGAGCCAGUCUCAAAGCAGCCAGCCGUCGUCCCUCAGUUCCUCCGCCAGUCAGCCGUUGGACAACGGCCCCAGUUUAAUCAGCUCCAUCACCCUGCCGCCCAGCUCGCCGUCGCCCUCGUUCUCCGACAGCACGCCCGGUGGAGGGAGCCUACUCAACGGGCCGCACUCCUACACGCAGGCCUCAGAAGGCCUCAAGGCUCCCGAGCCUCUAAUCUCCCUGAAGGCCAUGGCAGAGAGGGCGGCCCUGGGUUCGGGCCUUGACGGAGAGAUCCCCAACUUGCACCUAACAGAGCGAGACAUCUUCUCGUCAUCGGCAGCGCCUGGCACGCCCGCCGCCCCACAGCCAUCCGUGUCCGAGGUCAGCAUCCCACCGUCGCUCGGCGUCUGCCCGUUGGGACCCACUCCCCUCCCCAAAGACCAGUUGUACCAGCAGGCCAUGCAGGAGUCGGCGUGGACGCACAUGCCGCACCCGUCUGACUCGGAGAGGAUCAGGCAAUACCUGAUGAGGAAUCCGUGCCCCACGUUGCCCUUCCAUUAUCAGAUGCCUCCACAUCACUCAGACUCCAUUGAGUUCUACCAGCGACUGUCCACAGAAACACUGUUUUUCAUCUUCUACUACCUGGAGGGCACUAAGGCGCAGUAUCUGUCCGCCAAAGCGCUGAAGAAGCAGUCAUGGAGGUUUCACACCAAGUACAUGAUGUGGUUCCAGAGGCACGAGGAGCCCAAGACCAUCACUGACGAGUUCGAACAGGGCACUUACAUUUACUUCGACUACGAGAAAUGGGGCCAGCGGAAGAAAGAGGGCUUCACGUUCGAGUACAGGUACCUGGAAGACCGAGACUUGCAGUGA